CGUCUCCGGCCGUCUCGAGGUUCUGCGCCUGCGCGCGGCGCCCAGGGGUACUUGGUCGGGCCGAGAAAUGGCGGCCUCCGUGUUCUACAGCCGGCUCUUGGCUGCUGCCACGCUGAGGAGCCACCGACCCCGGACGGCUCUGCCGGCCGCCCAGGUCCUGGGAAGCUCCGGAUUAUUUAACAACCAUGGAGUCCAAAUACAGCAUCAACAGCAAAGGAAUCUCUCUCUGCAUGAAUACCUGAGUAUGGAAUUGUUGCAGGAAGCUGGCGUCUCCAUUCCCAAAGGACACGUGGCUAAGUCACCAGAUGAAGCUUAUGCAAUCGCCAAAAAAUUAGGUUCAAAAGAUGUUGUGAUAAAGGCGCAAGUUUUGGCUGGUGGCAGAGGAAAAGGAACAUUUGAAAGUGGCCUCAAAGGAGGAGUGAAGAUAGUUUUCUCUCCAGAAGAAGCAAAAGCUGUUUCCUCACAAAUGAUUGGGAAAAAGUUGUUUACCAAGCAAACAGGAGAAAAGGGCAGGAUAUGCAAUCAAGUAUUGGUUUGUGAACGAAGAUAUCCCAGGAGAGAAUACUACUUUGCAAUUACAAUGGAAAGGUCAUUUCAAGGUCCUGUAUUAAUAGGAAGUUCUCACGGUGGUGUCAAUAUUGAAGACGUUGCUGCUGAGACUCCCGAGGCCAUAGUUAAAGAGCCUAUUGAUAUUGUAGAAGGCAUCAAAAAGGAACAAGCUGUCCGGCUUGCACAGAAGAUGGGAUUUCCAGCCAGUAUUGUGGAUUCUGCAGCAGAAAACAUGAUCAAACUUUAUGACCUUUUUCUGAAAUAUGAUGCAACCAUGGUAGAAAUAAAUCCAAUGGUAGAGGAUUCAGAUGGAGCUGUGCUGUGUAUGGAUGCAAAGAUCAAUUUUGAUUCUAAUUCAGCUUAUCGUCAGAAGAAAAUCUUUGAUCUGCAGGACUGGACCCAGGAAGAUGAAAGGGACAAAGAUGCAGCUAAGGCAGAUCUCAACUACAUUGGCCUUGAUGGAAAUAUAGGCUGUCUAGUGAAUGGUGCUGGUUUGGCUAUGGCUACAAUGGAUAUAAUAAAACUUCAUGGAGGGACUCCAGCCAACUUUCUUGAUGUUGGUGGUGGUGCCACAGUCCAUCAAGUAACAGAAGCGUUUAAACUUAUCACUUCAGAUAAAAAGGUACUGUCUAUUUUGGUCAACAUUUUUGGAGGAAUCAUGCGGUGUGAUGUUAUUGCACAGGGUAUAGUCAUGGCAGUGAAGGAUUUGGAAAUUAAAAUACCUAUUGUGGUACGGUUACAAGGUACACGAGUCGAUGAUGCUAAGGCACUGAUAGCAGACAGUGGACUUAAAAUUCUUGCUUGUGAUGACUUGGACGAAGCUGCUAAAAUGGAGUGGGCUUCCCAUGUGGCACUAGUGGUAAAGAACCCGCCUGUCAGCACAGGAGAGGUAAGAGAUCCCUGGGUUGGGAAGAUCCCCUGGAAGAGGGCACAGCAGCCCACUCCAGUAUUCUUGCUUGCAGAAUCCCACAGAGGGGGGAGCCUGGCGGGGUGCAGUCCAUAGGGUCGCAAAGCGUUGGACAUGACAGAAGCAACCUAGCAUGGAUGCAUGCCAGCGUGGCAAAUGCUUCUGAGACUGUGACAUGGUUUAUAACAAUGUCAGAAUAGCCCAGAUGUUUUAAAUGAAAAGGAUUGAAGAUGCAGUUAAUUUCGCAUUGACCAAUUGUCCUGAUUCUGUGUUUUUGUGAAAAUAGAGACAAAGAUUGUUUUCUUUUCCUUUCAGGUUGUGAAGCUCUCUGAGAUAGUGACCUUAGCCAAGCAAGCCCAGGUGGAUGUGAAAUUUCAGUUGCCAAUCUGAUCUGAGAAUCCAGUGGUUGACUGAGGAUGUUAAAUGUGUUAUAAUUGUUAAAAAUACUGUGUUCUGUAUUACUAUUGUUCCUUUUCUCUUCAGCGUGUGAAGCUUUGUAAUUACCACCUAGGCAUAAAAACUAAAAGCGUUUGGUCUGCGUUUAUUUCUGUUCUAAAGGGGCUGUUUGUAUAAAGAAUGUGUAAGGCAGUUAUCUAGUUUGUUCUGUUGCAGCUUUUCUUUUUCACUUUUACAGAAUAUGCCAGUUUAUUAUUGCAGUAUGCCAGUUUAUUAUUGUUGGGUACAACAUUCUUCAUUGAUAAGAGUCUUAUGAAUAAAAUAAAUAUGAAGAUAAAGCUUUAUUCUUUAGUGUUAGAAAUGUAUUAUAUCUAAUAAACUAGUUUCAUCAGUAGAGCAAUGUAUUAAAACAAUGUUUUAUAUAAGAAGUGUUUAUCUUCAGCACCAAAUACUUAACUAAAUAUAUCAGUCACUAUUUAUAAGCAGAUCUUUCAAGCACUCCCCAGAAUAUUUUAAGUAUUUCGGUGAAGUAACUUGUGAAUUAUUUGAACAUUAUUUUAAUCAUUACAAUACUCUUGAUAACUUCUAGUCAUCAUGAUGAUCCUGUUAUUGAGAGCCUGUAAGUUUGUAUGAAAUAAGGGUAUGUUUACUAAGGACUUGGCAGACAAAAUUAACAAUGUCAAUUUAAAUUAAUAAAGAUCUCCCAAUGUGAUUUGGAUUAAUUUUUUUUUUCUUUUUUAAGUAAACACAGUAAAAAGUGAUGUGUUUAUCAUUGCGCUAAAUACCUCUGAGGAACUGAUUUGUAGAUUGUGUACUAGGCAUGAUAUUUGCAUAUAAUAAAGCGAUCUAAAGAUA
Messenger RNA from Dama dama (fallow deer), 2707 nucleotides. It is a transcript of the gene SUCLA2, whose product is annotated as succinate-CoA ligase ADP-forming subunit beta. Gene Ontology annotation, biological process: tricarboxylic acid cycle; succinyl-CoA metabolic process. Gene Ontology annotation, molecular function: metal ion binding; ATP binding; succinate-CoA ligase (ADP-forming) activity. The record is from RefSeq and is a predicted model, not a curated record. Gene Ontology annotation, cellular component: succinate-CoA ligase complex; mitochondrion. The transcript is spliced from 11 exons. Lineage: Eukaryota; Metazoa; Chordata; Mammalia; Artiodactyla; Cervidae. Bases 68 to 1552 code for a protein of 494 amino acids.